UAGUCUUAUAUGUGUACUUUAUAUUUUAUACAUUCUCCCAGCGAAUAUAGAGCAUUUUUUUAAGAAUAGAGAGCAUUAUCUUUUUUAUUUUUGAAUUAUACAGGGGUAUUAUGGCCCCCACAGAUGUGGGUUCAAACUAACCACGUGUUACCAGCCUACGUUUUUCACGUGUCGGUCUCCUGUCCCUGGCGAUGCCGAAACGUUAAUUCCCCAGUGGCCGGGACUCGACCCCUGGUAGCUUCACCGUAUUGGGCUUUGUCCUCAAGUUAAUCACCACCAAACCACAAGCUCUGGUUAUAGAGAGCAUUAUCAUCGUAGAAGAGUAGGAUUUCUACUAGGGAGAUGGACAACCCAUGAUCUCCUCCGGUAAAAAACCGUCGUAGCUUAAGGUCGAAAAACCAGUCAACUGGCAGAAACUAGGACAUUUAUUAACUUACAAAUUGGAAAUAACUGCCAAAUCGCUAAAAGAAAAUCGCCUUUAAAAACAUUAAUGUUGUUUACAACUUGAAUUUAAAGUAGGUUUAUGUAAUAUGUGUCCCCUCUACUAUCCAAUAAUAUAUCAGACUAAAUUCGGACAUAACAAAGCAAUAAAUUUUUCAAGUCUCUAAAACCAGCCGCCAAGUUUUCAAGUUUCAGAUCUGGGCCUCUUCGGUGACUGGUGUUUCUUGCCGGCGCCGGAGAGGUCCCCAUCCUCUUUCUUUUGCUUUUACUUCUUACGUUCAUAGUUUUGAUCUGUGCCGGAGUGUGUUUCUUUUCAGUGGUUAUUAACUCGGUCUUGGCUUACCGUUUCAACGGUGCUCAAGAGUGUGGUGUUUCAUUGUCUAUUUCUGAUGAGUUUCAUUCCUUGGUGGCUCUCUUCCUUCCCAACAGGUUGGUGUGAUUCAUUGUGAAGAUAUUUGUAGAACCUAAAAUCUACACUAAGUAUUUGAUAGUGAUCGGGGUUUGAUCUAGGGAAGACAAAUGAUGUAGGCAACGAUAUCUUUAGAACACAACGAUGUUAAACAGUUUCCAGUACGUUAAAAUAGAAUUUAUUGAUGAAUAAGAUCGAAUACAAUGAGUUGAAAUAGAUCGAGUGAUACAAAUGAGAUCCGUAAAGAAAGAAUCUAAGAUUGUGAUGAAAACAAGGUCGAUGUAAGUGUGUAGCUCUCUCUAGGGUUUUCAACGUGUCUUCCUUCAUGUCCCUUCUUCUUCCUUAAUAGUGUGUCGACCUCGGGAUCUUCGUAACUGCUCCACGAUCUCCGGGGCUACUCAGCGAUCUCCGGGACCUCGAAGUCUUUGUUCUCGAGCCCAAUUGCUUGCUAUGGGCUUUAGUUCCUUACGGUCCAUAUCUUUGGUCGCGCCCCAUUAACGUACUGACCGAAAUUGGGUCCAACAAUAUUGGCUUGUCGUCUUUCGUGGUGUAGACAUCUUGUUUUGACAGUUGAUUACAAUCAGUCUCGUUUGUGGUCUCUCAUGACUUUUGGUAGCGUUGUAGCUUUGUUUUAGCAGUUGGACUUGCAAAGCUUUGGUUUUUUCUUUAUCUUUCUACUGUUGGUUUCGUUCUGGUUUUGCUUGUUACUCAGUUUGAGCUAUUGUGGUAAGUUGGAUGAAUUGCACUUGUGGCUUUGCCAAGGUCUCUAUAUACCUUAGGGAUGAUGGUUAAGCAAGAGAUUCAUUAGCGCAUUUAUCCCAAUAUACUUUUAUGUUUGCACUUUUGACAUGCUGGUUGGAUUUUUUUCUCUAGUAUCUAGUUAUGUUGAAGAAGUUGUGCCUAAGAGGAGUGCUCUAUCUUGGGAUUGGUGCAAUGGUUCGGUCAUGGUGUUGACAUCGUUAAUUUUAAUUUCUUGGCUGAGUUUCUCUGGCUUCAUAAAUCGUUUUUCUCUUCGUAUUCGUCGGUUGAUUUCCAAGUUUGGAUUUGAAUUAGAAAAGCUACAAGGUUUUGAGGUUUUGUGCCACGGUAGAUCUGUAUUCAGCUGCAUUUUAUCUCGGGACUAUCCACUGCAUCGUGAAUGGUUGAUGUUUAUCACUUUCUAUUUUUUGAAUGGUAACUAUUGAUAUCGAUCUAUCUUUUGAUAGUAAGUGUUUUUUUUAAUGGUCUAUGUGUAAUUUGGUCAUAAGCUAAAUGAUUAAAGGUUAAAAAAAACAAAGCAAUAAAUACUCAAAAUAGUUUCUUAGUUACGAUGGAGUUGGAGAAAAAAAACCCUAUAGAGUCAGUUAAAAGCAAGGGUGUUUGCGUAACUUCAUUCAAUGCAACGCCGGGACAUAAGGAUAUUUUCGUCAGAAGCAAGAAACUGCAACAAGAAAAAUUAUUAAUUAUAUUUUGAAUUAAAAAUUUCAAAAGGACCGACCGACCAAUAAAUAAAUAAAUAAAUAAGUAAAAUGUGAAAUUUGUGAGAAAACUUUCUUUACCAUUUUCUACUUUCUUCCCUCUGCUUCCGUGUCACUGUUUGAAUCUGAUUGUCUCCGUUUCCUUUUCACACGAAUCAGAUUCUUUAUCUUGACUAGAUUUUGAAAUCGCAACGGGAAGAAAUCUCGUCUUCUACAUGUUUAUAUCCCUUUUGAAUCUCUUCAAAAUCUCAAUCUCUCUCGUGUAGUGACAAUUCAGAUUUUAGCAGCUCCGAUUCACCUUUUUCAAUCGAUUUCGGAAGCUACGGAUUCGAUUCUGGAUUCAGAAUUCUAUUAUUCCCACGGGUUUGCAAGAAAAUCGAGUAGAACAUGGCGAAGCGUGGAUAUAAGCUGCAGGAGUUUUUGGCACAUUCUGCAAACGUAAAUUGUCUAAGUAUCGGAAAGAAGACAUCAGGGCUCCUUAUAACUGGCGGUGAUGAUUACAAGGUCAAUCUUUGGGCCAUUGGCAAGCCUACUUCUUUAAUGGUAACCUUUCACUUUUUCUCUCUUCUCUACAUUUGUUCCCUCCUGUUUAUACCAUGAGUUUUUGUUUCUAAUAGUAUCUUGAACAAAAAAAAAAAUGUAAUGUUUCUAUGUUCUUUUCUUGUCGUGUUUGCAGAGUUUAUGUGGACAUGCUAGUGAAGUGGAUUCAGUAGCGUUUGACUCGGCAGAAGUUUUGGUGCUUGCUGGAGCUUCUUCGGGUCUGAUAAAGCUCUGGGAUUUAGAAGAAGCAAAGAGUUAGUUGAUUUAUUUUCUGCUUCUCCUUUAGAAUAUUUUGUUGUCUAGAUAUAAGAUACCGAUUAAGUCAUUGUCAGUGUGGAUUAUGUGUCCUGAGUCACCUGACAUUUGAGCAGUGUACCAGACUAUAUCUAUAGUUUAUUUUAGAAUGAUGAGGUCUAACAUUUUCAUUCUUGCCCUUGAAGUGUAGUGGUUCGAGCUUUUACUGGACAUAGAUCGAGUUGUUCUGCUGUUGAAUUUCAUCCCUUUUGGUGAAUUUCUGGCAUCGGGAUCAAAUGAUACGAAUCUGAAGAUCUGGUACAUCAGAAAGAAGGGGUGCAUACAGACGUACAAGGGGCAUACCCGUGGCAUCGACACUAUCAAAUUUAGUCCUGAUGGUCGUUGGGUAGUGACAGGAGGUCUUGACAAUGCUGUAAAGGUAAGAACUGCAUUGCUCAUCUUGUGCUUUGUCUUUUCUCGAACCUGUGUUCUUUUAACAAUAUGCUAUUGAUCGUAUCCAAUAUGUAUGGGAUUUGACUGCUGGAAAGCUUAUACAUGAUUUUAAGUUCCAUGAAGGAUCUAUCCGUUCGCUAGACUUCCACCCACUUGAGUUCCUCCUAGCCACUGGUUCUUCUGACAGGACCGUAAAGUUCUGGGAUUUGGAAACGUUUGAAUUGAUUGGAUCUACCCGACCAUAGGAUACUGGAGUUCGUUCAAUCAAAUUUCAUCCAGAUGGGCGAACCCUUUUUUGUGGUUUGGAUGAUGGCUUAAAGGUUUAUUCAUGGGAGCCAGUGGUUUGUCAUGAUAGUGUUGAUAUGGGUUGGUCAACGCUUGGUGACUUAUGCAUCAGCGAAGGGAAGUUCAUGGGUUGUUCAUACUACCAAAAUUCCGUAGGGAUUUGGGUCUCAGAUAUAUCACAAAUUGAACCAUAUGUCAUUGGAUCUGUGGAUAAAAAGGAAUGCGUGGAGAAAGUACUCAGUGUUCUGGACGAUCAGUCUUCCGAGAGAGUAAGGAGUGGCCCCAGGGGCAGCUCUUCUCCAGAUUAUGAGACAAAAGAGAUCAAAAACAUAUACAUUGACUGUGGAAAUUCAAAUGUUGCACAAAAGCCAGGAUCAUCAAGUACUUCUAAUGUCAAUGCAACAUCUACGGGGCAAACAGGGGAUAAGUCUUUUAUAGUGCAUAGUGAUACUGGGAAAGACUCUUCUGAGUCAGGAAGAGAAUCUAUCACUUUCUCAAAAACGAAGCAGGGCAUGCUACUGAGACCAGCUCAUGUACGAAAAACGCCAACAAAGCAGUCAGUGGCUGUUCAAUCUAGUACUCCGAUACAAAGCGAAUCGGACGGUGAGAAAACGUUGGAUACUAAGGCUGUGCUUGAUUCAGAAGAGAGUGGUAGAAAACCAUUUGAUGCCAUUGAUUCCAUCAUCAAGAGUAUAACCAGCAAGUUUGAAAAAGCUUUAUUUCCAGAAUCACCAACUGAUGAAGCGAAAUCUAUGCUGCUGAAACCGCCUCGAGUGCAGAGAUCACCAAAUACUAAGUACAAUGAGACAAGAUGGGCGGUUUCUGUUGAUUCUGAAAAUGUAGACAGUAACCAAAGUAGCUUAGAGAAAUCGAGAGACACAGUCUUGGAAGAAGAGUUUGCGGAUGACAGAGGUUGUAACCCGAGUGAGGAGGAUGCCAAUGAUAAGAUCAUUUUAAGCAAGCCAGAACAAGUUCUAUCACCAGAGAAAGCUGGCGACGAACAGAAAAGCAAGUACUUAAUUACUUAACUCUAAAUCAGAUCUGACUAAUUAAUGGGCAUUUCCGCUUGUUGGGUCAAACUUAAAUUUAUGCAACUUUGAUGUGUUAGGCUUCCACUUCUCUUUACAAUCUGUUUAAUACGAGUGAGUUGCUAGAUAAAAGACAGCGUACAACACAAGUGAAAUUAAUCUGGAAGAGCUACUUGUUGGUUUGAAUUUACUACGAUAUGUAAUCUUGGAAAAAGAUUAACAAGGCAGCAGAGAAGUCAUAGCAUUAGCUUAUAGGCUGCUAAAUCUCAAUUUUUAGCUACUUUUAGAACUAACUUUUUUCACAGUUUUCUUUGUUGGUUCGGUCAAGUUACUUGGUUUUGAGGCUACAAUCAGUUUGCAAGUGAUUAAUAUAAAUAUUCUGCCUUAUAGGCAUCCAAUCCCCUGGGGUAGCAAAGAAUCAGACUCUGUGAAGGUUGUUAAAGGAGUAAAAGUUGUUUCCGGGAGGACACGGUCAUUGGUUGAGAGGUUUGAAAGAAGAGAAACAAUUAUUCCUGUGGUAUCAACACGACGACCUAGGAGUAUUCCAGCCAGAGUAAUGCCUGUGGUUCUUGGUCGGGACGAAAACAUGACAACUGGUGCGCUUUCUGUAACAUUAACACGACCUGAUAGGACUCCGCCUGCUAAUUUGACAUCUGAUGAGUCUUGUGUAUCAUCAACACGACAAGCUAGGUCUUCUCCACCCCCGGUUAUGCCUGUGGUACUCAAUCAGACAACAAAAAUGGAAUCUGAUGACCCUCCUGCAACAUCAGCACGACCUGAUAGGAGUGCUGCUGCUAAUUUGGCAUCUGAUGAUUCUCCUGUAACAUCAACACGACAAGCUAGGACUUCUCCAGCUCCAGUUACGCCUCUGAUACUCAAUCGGAGUCGGUCAACUAACAUGAAACCCGAUGAGACUCAUGUAAUAACAAGAAGACCACUGCGGAGUUCUUCAGCGCGUGCAAGGCCUGUGAUGCACAAUCAAACAACUAAUACGCAUGAUGAGCGUCCCGUACAAUCAACACGAUCAGCUAGGACUUCACUAGCCCGUGUAAUACCUAUGAAACUCAAUCAAGCAGAUGAUAUCCCAUCCUAUGAGCCUCCAGUUGCAUUAACACGAUCAGCUAGGAACUCUCCCGUUCGUGUAAUUCAUGCAAAUCAUGUGACAUCCGAUGCAUCACAUAUAAGAUCCAGGCAUCGAUUUAGCCCAAAUCAAACGCUGGCAACACUUGCGGUAAUUGAUCAGGUGGCUUAUAUGACACUGGAUGAGGCAACAUAUAACACAAAAUCGACCAGAUUAUGAUAUCUCGACCCAGGUAAGUUUCAAAUGAUAAGUUUGGGAAACUGAUAGAGUUUGGAUAUCUCUAACUCCUCAAUCAAACCAGAAUACAAGAUAGAACAAUGAAUACAAGAUAGCUUUGCAGAUUCCGAUCACAAUCACCUUCUCAUGAGAUCACGACGAUCUCAUGGCGACCGUGCCGAGACUCAUGGCGUCUACGAACAACAACAUACAAAGCAUGAAACUCCUCUGCAUCCAAAGCUUCCUCUUUAUACCCUCCAUCUUCACGCAGCUGCCUCCAUCUCACUAACGGCAAAGCUUCUGAACCAGUUAGAAGGUCUCCUUCACUCUGAUUCCUUGUCCCAGUCAGCUUCCUCACUUGCCAUGUCAGCAGAUAGAAUAGGUAUCUAUCAAUACUUCCCCCUUUGAAAACAAGCUUGCCCACAAGCUUGUAUGAAAGGAAACCACUGAAGAAAAAUGCAUCGGCCAGACUUAUCAGCACCACACUCAUGCUGAUCUCUUCAUUCUCCUGUUGGAUCUUCAAUACCUCAACCAUGGACCAAGCUGAGCCCAUGAAUUUCUUUUGUGUUCCUUUAUACUUAAACAUCCAAGUCUUGUAAAACUUCUUCCAUUUAUGCUUUUCUUGUAUCCCCACUCGCUGUAGAUGUUUCUUGUUAUGUACACGUACACUGCUUCUUUCUUUAUGCAAUUGAUGACUCCAAUCUUGCAACCACCAGUGUCUGAUGCGUUCUUCCUUUUCACUUUGUUCUCCAAUAUUUUUUCUGAAAAAAAUCAGAAUCACUACGAGUUGAAAACCCCCAAAUCAGCACAACCUCUAUCAGCCAACACAUCAUUAUUCUCGUGUAUACUCCAUCCCUCGAAGACAAGCUUGCCCACAAGCUUGGACUGAUUAACAUGAUGGACAAACUUUCAUGAAAAGACCCAUUUGACCAAACUGAAGCAGAUUUAAACCUCCAUUUAUGCUUCACUUGCAACUCUCGCACACCAACUAACAAAUCUUGCAACGCUUGUAACAUAUGUCGCAUUUGCAACUGAAGCAUAAGCCUUAUACCCUUGACCCUCAGACACGUAUGGUAGAGUUCAAGACAAGGAAAAAACAAGCUAUCAAGCAAAACGUUGCCACUCCCCACUCGCAAUCUUCUAAUCCACACAAAAACACAGACUUUCCAACAAUGCAUCGAUUGUCUUUCUAAAUUCUGCCACAGCCGCUCUUCCAUGAAUAAAUUCCAAUUGAACCCCCAAGUAUGCUCUGCACCAACGUCUGCCUUAUCAGUGACCUGUGAACAAAUGGCUACAGCCACAAGAAAUUCUGAAGCGGAAACUAGUUCUAAAUUCUUCACUCUCCACUUGUGCUUAACUUUGUAAAUCAGAUCACAAAGAAACAACUGUAUUAGGUCCUUGAAAUCAUGUCUCGUGGUCACUGCAAGAAGUUUGCUACGUUCCGUUUCUUCUGUGACGUAAUUGGAAUCCAACUGUAACAAGACUCUCAACAGAUUCAAUGGUUUAAACUUGAACAUCCAAGUUUUGACGCACGUCUUCUGCUCUGUCUGACUAGGCAGAAACUUGAGAUCACAUAGUUGAUGAACACAAGCAACCUCCACAUUCUCUGCAUCAAUAAUCACAGUUCCACCUAGAAAUGCCAUUGAAUCACUCACUACCAAAACUGCUGGUGAUGAACAUAUUUGCUGCACGAAUUUAUGCUCCUGCAACAAAAUCAUGUUCUGCUCAAGUGGGAAAAAUGUAUCUUCUGUAACCAUGACCACUGCUUCUUCAGUUUCUGCACCGGAAGCUUUCUGGAGCAUUUAUUGCUGGUGAUAAACAACGAGGAACAAGAUAAUCAGCAUAACUCACAAACACACUAUCCAAAGUCGUUAAUGCCAUCCUCUUCACCAAAUCUGGCCCCUUUAGAGACAUCUCUGCAACUAAUCUCUCCUCCUGAGCUGCAAUACAUAGUGACUUUGACACCUGCUCUGCUCAUAGUGACUUUGACACCUGCUCUGCUUCUUUCUCUUUACUUAGUUCGUCCUCAUGACCAGUCUCAGCAAAAACAUGUUUCUUGAGUAUUGUUUCAGAUUGUACAGAAACUUCUGCAACAGGUACAGACUGUAUCACCAUAUCUCUUUCAUGAACCGUCUCGGAAUCUAACGCUGGCUGAAUCAAAUGUGACAGAGAACAGUUCCUCACUACUCCAGUCUCAUGAACAAUGACAUUGUGUGAGGUUGAUUCAUCCAUGAAAGUUAUGUCACCAGAAUCACCUGAACACAGUCGGGAACCCCGUUGCCUCUCUGCUUUCCAAUUCAUAAGAUACUCGUGGCAUCUAUCAGAUUCUUUUUGUAACCUAAUCUUAUCAGGAUCAUCAUCAGCACCAAAUUUCCACAACAAUGUUUCUUUAAUAUGUUUCCAGUUUCUAAUAGGCAUCAAUGAAUCGAUACCAUUGAUGUACCUCUCAGCUUCAUCCACAAUGAAUCCAUAAGCCAUGUGUAACUUCUCGAAGUUAGUGAGUCCCUUCCGAUCAAAGUAAUGCUCCAUCCACGAAAUCCACUGCCUCAAGUCGACAUCCGGAAACACUGGAACCGUAACAAUUCCCAUGACUGCGCUUGAAUCCUCUCGGAUCGUUACGAUCUGCUUCUCCACAGAAUCCAAUCGCUCUGCCGUCGCCUUAUCGUUUCGCGUCACCAACGGAUCUCUCUGCAUCGUCCUGUUCGCAUCAUCUCUGGAACUCCGCGAUUUCCGUAACUUCCGUAAUCUUCGCAUCGUUCGUAAAACUCAAUAGCGCCUCCGACGAAUCCAGCAACAAAACCAUCGCUUCCCUCGAUUCUUGCCGCCGAUUCACCAAACUUCAUCAUCACCGUGUCAGAUUCGAUCGAGUUUCACCGCACCAAUGAUAGAGUUUGGAUAUCUCUAACUCCUCAAUCAAACCAGAAUACAAGAUAGAACAAUGAAUACAAGAUAGCUUUGCAGAUUCCGAUCACAAUCACCUUCUCAUGGCGAAGAUGACUGAUCACGACGAUCUCAUGGCGACCGUGCCGAGACUCAUGGCGUCUACGAACAACAACAUACAAAGCAUGAAACUCCUCUGCAUCCAAAGCUUCCUCUUUAUACCCUCCAUCUUCACGCAGCUGCCUCCAUCUCACUAACGGCAAAGCUUCUGAACCAGUUAGAAGGUCUCCUUCACUCUGAUUCCUUGUCCCAGUCAGCUUCCUCACUUGCCACGUCAGCAGAUAGAAUAGGUAUCUAUCAGAAACUAAUAUAUAUAUAUAUUACUUACUCUAUAAUUUGAAUGUUGUAGUCUCUGAUGCUACACAAGAAAUAUGAAAUUGCAAGGAUGACAAAGUUGGAAGGGAUCUGUAAACAUAACAAGUUUUUGAUUUUGUUUGGUUUGUGCAGAAGGAAGAGCCUCAGAUAUCUGGGAGGGAGAAUGAAGAUGACAUCAGUGAGACAUUAAUGCAGGCGCAUAAUGAGGUCUUAAACACUCUUCAAUCAAGGUUGACAAAAUUACAGAUUGUAAGACAUUUUUGGGAGCGCGGUGAUAUUAAAGGCGCAAUCAUGGCGUUGAAAAAGCUGUCAGAUCACUCUGUAAGUAUCCCAACAGAUUACCUUUUGCCUGACCUUUUAAUUCUUACAUGUCUAGAGAAAGCUGACUCACUAAAACUGGAACAGUUUCAAGCAGAUGUGAUCAGUAUUCUAACAGACAAAACAGAUAUUCUAACACUGGAUCUGUUUUCCCAGUUAGCACCUGUCCUCACAGGCUUAGUGGGCAGCAGGACUGAAAGGCCUGUAAGUGUCUCCUUGGAAAUGCUCUUGAAGCUUGUAGCAGUGUUCGGUACAGUUGUACAAUCAACUGUUUCAGCAAGACGAAGUGUUGGCGUUGAUAUUCAUGCAGAAGAAAGGUUACAGAUCUGCCAAAGUUGUUCUGCGGAGUUGCAAAAGAUUCAAAAGAUCCUUCCACUACUCACCAGAAGAGUAGGUCUCAUCGCUAGAAAGGCUCAAGAACUAAACUUAGUUCUUCAGACACCAUAACUCCAGGUUCAGAUUCAAGACCACUCAGAAUCACUUUCAAACAGUGUCCUCUCCAUGAUGUUUCCAAUCUGUAUGUUAUCAAGAACUGUCUCCAUGUUCCCUUUGGAGAUUUGGCAUCUGUUGCUUUGAAGAUCCGCCGAGAAGUCGCAGUUUCUUGUGGCAGGUUUUGCGAUAGAAUCGCCCUUCCCGGAGAAAUUCUCCACCCAAAUCAGUAUAUGCUGUAAAUCGAUCUGUCUCUGGAAUUAAAGUUGUGCUUCAGUUUCUGUAAUGAUCCCAAACUUUGCCCAAAGGUCAAGUUUUGUUUUCUUUUAAAAAGAGAGAGAGAAAGGAAAGAGAAAGAGAAAGAGAAAGAAAAAGAGAAAAAGAAAGAGAGAAAGUGAGAGAGAGAGAGAGAGAAAGAGAAGAAGAAGUGGAGAUUUCACCACCAGGAGUCCUCGCCGGAACCACCACACGCCGGGACGUCGUCAAGCUCGUCAUCACCAUCAACCGCAGCUCAAGGUAGCCGGAAACUGCCAUGUUUUGAGUUAAGUUUUGUCCGUUUAGUAAUUCGUCGAUAACGUCUUAACCGUUGCGAAUCUCGUGCAUCUAAGGCCAUCAUCGUGUUCCUCUCGACGAGACGAAGCCGUAGCCGCCGACCGCGCCGCAAUCGAGCCCGGAUGAGCCCGCACGCGCCUCCGGAAAUUUUGCCUCUGCGCGCGCGUGAGGUACACGCGCCGCCGCCGGAAAUCGUCGCCACCGUCCUCCGCCGCCGUCCUCCGCCGCCAGACCACCGCCUUCACCGCCGGUAAGCUCCGCCGUCGCCGCCGGUGACCGACACCGGUGACUCGCCAACUCGGCUGAGUCGACCCGGUGAGUCAACUCGGUUGACUCGGUAAACCGGUGGAUUGACUGGUUUGACCGGUUUAAAUUGAUUUCGGUUCGGUUAGGGUAAACCGGUCGGUUUUGUCAAAUCGAUUUCUGGUCAAAGCUUGACCGGGUUGACUUUGACCAGCGGGUUGACUUUUCCGAAAACCUUGACCAGUUCCGAUUUCGACCGUUCGAAAGGCGUUCUGACUCAGAAUUUCGAUCUGAUUUCAGAAAUGGAGUAUAUUUGAGCAGCUGGAGUUCAUAGACAACACUUUUCUAUUGCUAAGGUGAGACAAACAAGUAUGUGAUAUUUGGACGGACUUGGUGCUACUGGACUUUUCUUUCGGAUUUUAUUUGGGCAUGGGUGAGAGUUGUCGGGUUUAUGGGCUUUCAUAUUAUGGGAUAUUGUUGGUGGCCCGUCGUCCUUAGUGUCAGGGAGACGGGUGUCACAUUGUUGUAUGAUGACGCGUCAGGGGUGACACGCUGUCCUCCAUUUAGGAGGUGACGGGUGUCAUAAUUUGGUAUCAGAGCGGGUUCCAUCCCGGUUCCGUCCCGGGAUGGCGGUCAGGGGAUGCGGUUUUCAACGUUCUUUUUGUUUUAAAAAAAAUAAAAUAUAUAUUUAUUUAUAUAUUUGGAAAUUCUUUUAGCACCAUUCUGUCCAGUAAUUACUAACUCAAUUGUCUCUUUCAAUGACGAUGAGUAAAAUCAUCGUCAUUCGUCCUUCGACUAACAGGGUUCUCGCCAGAUGUUCAGCAGUUGCGUGAUGUCCAAGUUCGUCAGUUUUCUCAGGAAUUAUCAGUUUCUUCGGUCAUGAUUUUGAGGCUAUCCAGGAGUGGAUAUGUGACGUUUCUGCCACCAGCCCACUUCAAGCAAUCAUCCCACGAGUUUGUUACUAGAGAUUAUGUGGUGUGUGGUAUGAGCCAUUGGUUGGCAUGUGUUGUUGUGUGUACGAGUAUAUUGACUAUUUUGGAGAUAUAUUUGUUUUGAGAACUCGUGGAGAUCGCUUUUGAAUUGGGGUGCAGCAGCUUGCGUUGUGUGGGUGUUGGAGUUACACUUUGUGUACCAGUUAUGCUUGGAGGGCCGAUUUUUUCGGAUAUUCAUCAGAGAUGGAGCUACGUUUUUACGAUGUUAUCCUUGGGAUGGAUUGGCUGUCACGGUAUCGAGUAGUGUUGUAUUUUUUGAGGGCAAGAGUUCCUAUUGCUGGAGCAAAUGGAAGUUUUAUUGCAUGCAUUCUACAUGCUGAGGAGUUAUGGGAUAUAAGAACAGAGAGAUUUUUGGCUACCAUUUCAAUGGUUAAGGAUGAUGGACAGCAUGGGCUGCAGGAUCUUCCGGUUAUUGCAGAGUAUGAGGAUAUAUUUGUGACCUUUGGAAAGGCCACCACAAGACACAUGAGACGCUCUUGCAAUUUUUUUUUUUUGGAGCAAACAGCACUGGUUUCACGAGUUUCUUAUCGUCUAUCACCAGCAUGGAUGACUGAGUUGAGAAAGCGAUUGGAGGAACUCUUUGAUAAGGGAUUUAUCAGAUCGAGUUCUUCCCCAUGGGGAGCAUCAUUGUUGUUGUAAAUAAGAAAGGUGGGAGUUUCAGAUUUUGUAUCGACUACAUAGACUUGAACAUGGUAACCAUCGUAUUGACGAGUUGUUAGAAGAGCUUAAUGGAGGUUCAUCGUUCUCGAAGUUUGUCUUGGCAUUAAGAUACCAUCAGAUUGCUAUAGCUGAGGAGUAUGUACGGAAUGCAGAUUUCCGUUAUGGAUAUUAUGAGUUCGUAGUGAUACCAUUUGGGUCGACAAAGGCACUGUUGCAUUCAUGAAGAUAUGAAUGACGUUUUCGUGAACAUUUGGAUAGGUGUGCGAUUGUAUUCAUCAAUGACAUCCUGAUUUAUUUUGGAGUAGAAAGGAGAUUUGUAAGCAUUUCGCGGAUUGCGUUGGAUAAUCCUGGAGAGCAUCAGUUGUUCGCUAAGUUGAGGAACUGUAGCUUCUGGCAGAGGAAUGUUGUAUUUUUGGGUAACAUGGUUUUGGAAGCAGAAUUUUGAUGGAUCCAAAGAAGAUUAAUACCGUUUCGGGAAGGUCGAAACCUAAGAGCGCUACAAAGAUCUGCCGUUCUUUUUGGGUUAAUAGUGUACUACUGGAAGUUCAUCAAGGGUUUCACCGGUAUAGUAAUGUUAAAGACGCGGUCUACAUGUAAAGACUUUAAGUGUGGCUGGAUAGAUUUUUGUUCGAGGAGUUUCACUGAAUUGAAGCACAACUAAUGAAGACACCAGUUUUGGGUUCUACUGAGGCUGAGGCUUACUGUGAUGUGUCAGAUACUGGAUUGGAUUUAAAUUAAGGUAUGAGGAUUAAGUCAUUCAUAUGCAUCACGCCAGAGAGGCUAUAGUGGUAUUUGCGUUAUAGUUUUGGAGAUCGUGAUUGUACGGGAAGGAAGUCCAGAUUCUAUGGGAUCAUUAGAGUAUGAUAUUUAUCUCCACUGAUUAAAAAUUGCACUUGGGCAGUGCAGUUGGAUUGAGUUUGUAGCAGACUAUAGUUUGGAUAUCGCAUACUAUCUGGUAAGGACAACCAGGUGAUAAAUGCCUUGGGUAGGCGUAUAGCUGUAUCUCGGGAACCAAGAAGGUUCAUAAGUUUACUGGGAGAUUUGCUAGUCUCAGGUUGGGUGCCAUUACUGUCAAUGGAGGGACAGAUGUCCUUGGGACUUUGGAGCAUGCAGUUUUGUUAUGGAGGAUACGCAAGCACAAGUUAGCAUUGGAUUUGGUUGAACAGAUCGAGAUUGAGAGUAUUGGAUAUCAUACAGUUCUGAGCAGGAGAUACUUGUACCGAAACCGAGUUUGUGUGUUGGACGAUAAGUUGUUAAGAAAAGCAAUCAUACAACAAACAUAUCACUCGUGUUUCUCCACCCAUCGGGACGACCAAAGGGGUACAAAGAUAUGAAGAGUUAACUAUAAUUGGUGUAGUAUGAAGAUGUUUGUAACUACAUUGCGUCGCGGUGCCAGACAUGUUAUAUGGCAAUGACAGAGGAUCAGUUAUCUAUUAUGUUAUUUUUGAGCUUGCUUUUGCCGGAGUGGAAAUGAGGCAUGGUAAUUAUGGACAUUGUUAUUGGAUUUUAAAUCACCAUAUGUGGAAAGGGUGCCACAUGGGUAGUCAUGGAUAGACUUACCAAGUCAGCCCAUUUCCUAAGUAAUUAAGAAGACAAUCAGAGCUAAUUAAUUGGAGCAGACCUACAUUAUUGAGUUUGGGAAGUUUCAUUGAUGUCAACAUUGUAUCGGAUUGGGAAUCGAAGUUCACAUCUACAUUUCAGAGAGCCUUUCGGAAGGCACUUGGGACAAAGAUCAUAUGGGUACAUCUUAUCACCCGUUGACAUAUUGUCAGUCAGAGAGGACUACUCAGAACUUAAAGGAUAUGUUCAGAGAUUGCGUGGGAUGGAAUUUCAGAAAGCAUCUACCUAUACCAGAGUUUGCCUAUAUCGACAGCUAUCUUUUGAGUAU
Brassica napus (rape) is the source of this 14481-nucleotide messenger RNA. Its product is annotated as katanin p80 WD40 repeat-containing subunit B1 homolog KTN80.2-like. Bases 3897 to 4847 code for a protein of 316 amino acids. The transcript has 14 exons. Lineage: Eukaryota; Viridiplantae; Streptophyta; Magnoliopsida; Brassicales; Brassicaceae. Gene Ontology annotation, cellular component: katanin complex. The record is from RefSeq and is a predicted model, not a curated record. Gene Ontology annotation, biological process: microtubule depolymerization.